Eleginops maclovinus (Patagonian blennie) is the source of this 15562-nucleotide messenger RNA. RefSeq names its product ligand dependent nuclear receptor corepressor (gene lcor). The transcript is spliced from 7 exons. Gene Ontology annotation, molecular function: DNA binding. The coding region runs from base 1 to 2085 and encodes 694 amino acids. NCBI's taxonomy places the organism in Eukaryota, Metazoa, Chordata, Actinopteri, Perciformes, Eleginopidae. The record is from RefSeq and is a predicted model, not a curated record. Gene Ontology annotation, cellular component: nucleus. Gene Ontology annotation, biological process: regulation of transcription by RNA polymerase II.
AUGGCGAGUCUGUGCAAAAGGCAGCAAUGCACGGUAGAGAGGCGCGGCUUUCGGCAGGAACUUGACUCUUGGAGGCACAAACUCAUUCACUGUGUAGGCUUUGAAAGCAUCUUGGAAGGCUUGUUUGGGCCGGGACUAGUCAACGAUAUCACUCUAUUCCAAGACUGCGAGCCGGAGGAAGUGUCGGACUGGUCCUUCGAUGACAACUGUCUCUUCUGCUGCUUAAGACGUGAGAAAGUCAAGGAGCACAGUGUAGAGAAAGGUGGAGGCAGCCAGGUGCUGCUGGAGCAGUCUCGGAUCAGCCGGCUGGAGAGACAGGCCCACAACUUCCUCAAUGCUGUGUUACACAGAAAAGACCUCCCAAGUUUCGCAGAACCUCACAUUCCCCUAGUGGCUCGUGAGAUCAUGCAGCGAAUGAUCCGCCAGUUCGCUGCCGAAUAUACCUCAAAAACUACUCAGGACGACUCUCCCCUGCCCAACGGCACCAUGAAGGACCAAAGCCUGCCGAGAGCGGCGUCUCUGGUCAGGGUCCCGUGCUCCCCGCCGGGGCCCCUGAUCGCGCCCGGCUCCCCUCAAUCGUCUGCCUCAUCCUCCUCCCCAUCCCCGACCCCGGGGACCGGCCUCAGCCCAAACUCCGCCGCUGCUGCCGCCUCAGCACCCACAUGCACCCAGAGCAGCAACGGCAACGGGCCCAGUAACGGGGGAGGAGGGGGUGGGACAGCUGCUGCCUCUGCACAGAACCCCGUCCUCAGCAAGCUUCUCAUGGCCGACCAGGACGGCCCGCUGGACCUGUCCGUCAAAAAGAACGACGAGGAACCGGAACCAAGCCUGCCGGAUGGUGUCCUGGACCUCUCCACCAAAAAGAACCUCAGUGCGGGCAACCUCAAAACUUUCCCCGGCUUCUCCCCUGAACCCAGGGUCAAAGGACGUUCCAUUAAAGCGGAACAUACCCUGCCAGAGGUGGAUGAGGACGGUUUGCUGCAGAGGAGCUUGCAGGACGGACUGAGGGAGAAUUACGCCAACUCCUUCAAGCCGCCAUUGGCCCGCUCGCUGCGUAUCAAGGAAGAGCUCCUCAGCCAGAAACAUCGCCUCCUGAGCCAGCCUGCUGCUCUCUCAUUGGCUAAUCUAGAGUCUGCAGGCUUGCUUAAUCAUGCGCAGUCCCUCUCCUUGCUUGGCCAGAAGGGCUCUUCCUCUUUCUGGGGAAGCAAGGCCCACCUCGAAAGCCUGAUGAAGCUAAAGCAGGCCAGUGGCGCUCUGAACGGGGCCCUCAGCGACCUCAAAGACCUGCCUACAUUCCUGGAGAAUCACCACAACCACCACGGAGCCUUCUCCUACAAAAGUUCCCACCAUCACCACCACAAUCAGGUCUCCAAGGCCCAACACCACCACAACGAGGGCAAGAGGGACCAGGGCCACUCGCCUCCUGUCGACCUAAAGAUCCCACAAGUUCGGGGCAUGGAUCUCUCCUGGGACCCCCACGGCAAUGACCUGUACGGAUAUGGUGCCAUGGGGGUUGGGGGAGGUGGACAUGGGGAGAACAGCCUGAGCCGGAAGCUGAGAGCCAUCCUACCCAAGCAGAACCGCCGGGGAGGAAGUCUUGGAAGCCUACUGGAUGGGGCUGCCGACUACUGGAGCUCCGACUUGGACCACUCCAGUUCUGGGCCGGCGUACUCCACCUCCGACGCAGAAGGGGACCCAAACUCCAAGCAGCCGAGGAAGAAGAGGGGCCGUUAUCGCCAGUACAACACAGAAAUCCUGGAGGAGGCGAUAACCGUAGUGAUGAAUGGGAAGAUGAGUGUGUCCAAGGCUCAGAACAUGUACGGGAUCCCGCACAGCACCCUGGAGUACAAGGUGAAGGAGCGCCUGGGAACCUUGAAGAACCCCCCAAAGAAGAAGCUGAAGCUGACGAUGAUGAAGAUGGAAGCAGGAGGCCAGGAUUUUCCUCUUGGAGAGUCGGAGAACAUGCUCAACGCAACACCACGAGAUGACAUCCCGCCACUGGCUGCUGCUGAGCUCCAGGACAAUGUAAAAGAAGAGAUUGAAGACAAUUUCAAACCAAUCGACGAAAACGACUUACACAUGUAAACCUCAGUCAAAUGACAAAAGUAAUUUGAAAACGGAUGGGGCUUUAUUUGUGCCAACUUACUUUGCAGUAUCUGGGUGAGCACAAACGCAGGGAUAAUAUGAGGAGGAUUCUUAAAACAAACUGGAGAUAAACAACUAAUCGGAUGGUUUUGAACAAGUGUUGUUUAAGCAAUGCUGUAUUAGCAUUUGUUUAGCUUUUAUAUCCAGGGGCUUUACAAAUGCAGCUAAAGACAUAAGUUAAAUGACAAUUAUUGAAAUUUCCAUAAGCAUGCUGAUAAUCCCCAGCCCAAAAACCCUAUCCCUUUGUUCUGAAGUUGAUAGACUGAACCAUUGCUGCUUAAAAAUGCAGUUUGGGCUUUGGACCAUUCCAAUUGGGGAACAUAAUGAGGGGAAGGUUGAAAAUUAACUCUUUAAAAAAUGGACCAAUUUGUCCCUUUAUUGCACCCUUUCUCUUACGGAUCUGAACAUUGGUAAGUGAACAGUCUAUUACCUUUGAAGCCAACUGUAAAGUUUAAUCACACCAUUGAUAUUCCUCACCAGGGUUGUGAAUCAAAACCCAUCCUCUUAUUGCCAGGUAGCCAUGACGCUUUAACUGCAAAUCUUUUCUUUCCUCCAUAAGAUACUCUGCUAAUCUCUGUGCGGACGAAAGCAACAUUAACCCGUCCUUUUUGAAUGAGAAAAGACACAAAAGUCAUUCAGGGAUGCAUGUUUGUGAGUUUCGUGGACACUACUGACUUCUAUAAUCAACGUUUUUCCUCUAUAUCUUUUUAUUUGUUUUGCUUUCUUUUGCACUACACUUUUGGUCUGGCGCUUACAGACCAGGUUACCUCGGCAUUGUUGCCCUCGCAUCAUGCACUUAUUUUGGUCUGUCUCCUAAGCCCAGUUGCAACCUCAUAAAGGGUCAGUGGUGCACAUCGCCUGCGUACGCUGAUCCAUAAUCAGAUCCCAGGGAGCUCGAAACCCCUCUUUUUUUUGCCAAGAGACAAGUUGAGGGGUAAACUGAUUAUGGAUCAGCCUUUUUAAGGCGGAUUGCUACCUCAUGAACCUCCAUCAGUGUCUCACUGCUGAUCCUGGAACGCUGGAGCCGCCUUCAGGUUGCCCUCCAAACGGUGACCGAAGUGAGCUCAUCCCUUGCAUGGAGAUCUUUAUUGGAUGAAGGCCUUUUAGGAUCAGAAUGUGAAACCCUGCUGCUAUCAACUUGAUUAUCUAGCUCCUAUACAAGGCUUUAGCCAGUCUAAGCUACUGAGUUUUAGCUAGUCUUAGCAAACAACAAUACAUUACUGAUGUUUUUUUCCAUCUCUAAUCAAACUGCUUAGCCGAUGAGUUGAAGGCAUUUAUUUCCCUCAAACCUCAGACAGUUUAACUGCAGUUAAAUACAACAAUGUGCAUUUAUUGGGGGGUGUUUAGGGAUGAUGGGUUGGCAAUAUGCAGUGGGGAGGGGUAGUUGAUAGAAGAAGAAAAGGAAGAUUUAAUAUAUUAUAAAUUAUUAUGACUGAUGUUAAAGCCAAUCCAUGAUUCUGGAUCAUUUCUUUUCUCCUCAUUUUAACUCAGGGUAACUGAGAGAUAAUGUGGGUUUCAAAUAUGGUCAUUUCCUGUUGGACCUAUAGUAGACAAAACAGGAGGACAAGACACGGCUCUCACUAAUGCUGUGUCUUGUGGGAGGGGCCAUGUGAUUAAAUAUGGCAGAGCCAUAGCAGAUAGACCUGCAAAUGAAUCAUAACAAAGAACAGAAAACGGAUGUUGGGUUUUGGGAGCGAAUUUCUGGCGCUAAACUUCUAAAUCGCACUUUUAAAAAGUAAGCAAACUCAAGAGAGAAAGAAAGCUGUUUGAGGUUAUGCACGUAGUGUAGCUCUUCUCUGGGGGAUAUAGGGCCGGGGGCGAUCAGAGGGCAGAGAGAUAGAAGAAAAAAGCUUUAGUGUGGGAAGACUUUCAGAAAGCUGCAGCUUGGACCCAAACUUCUCUUUUGUUUUCCUCUCGAUUACCUCCAUGAUUAAAAAAAAAGAAAGAUAAAAAAAAGAUCGACAGCUUGAAGAAGUUGAGUUUUGUGUAGUGUCGUCUCGUCGUUUUCCCUCCUCGCCGCUGAAGCUCCAGGGAUAGAAAAACUAUCGUCACAUUUCCAGGUGGGGAUUAUCCCUCACAGGUGGAAAGAAAAAUGCUCUUUUGGUAUUUUCCAUCGGGAAAAGAUUGAAGGAGAUGACAAAAACUUUUGGGUCGUCAUGUUUUUGUGCUCUGUGGUAAAUGUUGCUCUUCGCUCCUAAACACUGCCUGGUGCUCACCCAGUCUGAGAUUCUUAACAUGAGAAAUGUACCUCUGUUCAGAUGAAAUGAUGAUGAUUCACUCCUUUUCAAAUGUGUUGUAUAUUUUAUUUAUUUGAUUUGCUUUUCUUCUUUGAUUAUCCUCUUAAAAAAUGGCAUGCACCACUCAUUUUGGGCUGAUUUUGGGUUAGGGUCAAAUUUAAUGAGAGGAUUUCGACAAAAUGUAAAAUGUAAUGUACAAAAUGAAUCACAAUCUAAUUAGAAUUAGAAAAAUGUACUACCUGUUUCAUACAAUCUUAAUUUACCAUGUGUGGUUAUUGGUUAUUCACCUGAAGUUUAAUUUGAGGCUUUGUAGUUCCCUUGGCUUGAUUGGCAGAUAUUUAUGGCCAAUGGGAAAAGCUUUACAAAAGACCCCUGAGUUAUGCAUGAAAUGCGUCCAACACUUUGAUAAUGCUGAGCAUUUGAAGUGUCUAAAAGUUUGUGCGCGUUGAGUUAGACCCAGCGAAGGACAAUGCACUGAUCUCAUAGUUAAAACAGGAUCGAAGCCCCAGUGUCCAAAGUAAAGCACUUGUUUUGAACACACCUCUGAAAAAAGGCAGGGUAGCUGCUCACUUAGCCAGCUGUGAAUACAGUCUGACAACGUACAGUAUGUCCCCGCCCUCUAAAAUCCAUAAAACCCAGAACAAAUGCCUCAUGUAAUGCAUGCAAAGCAUGGAUGUGUGCUAGUAAAACAUUGUGUGUAGAAAUAGUGUAAUUGGCACUUAAUGCACAGGUUUGCAUGAAUAAACUCCAACAGCACUUAGACCGAAUUCCCCUGAGAGGGGCGAUUGCUCAAAAGCCAAACUAUCUCUGUAUAAUUUACAUAACUCUUUAAAAAGAAGUCUCUCUCUACCUUGAAGACAUUUGACCCUAAAUGUAUAUUCGGCUCUUGCUAUAAAUUUGCUCAUACUGUUUUGAAAAUUCAGGUAAUCUAAAGUCCAAUGUCAGCCUGCUCUAAUCUACUGAGGUGCAUGCCAAUUAAGGUGUAUUUAUUUAAAAUCAUUUUGUUUCUUGGUUUUGUUUUUGAAUAUUGUUUAUACUCAUGUGGUUAACGGCUCCCCCUGUCCGAAAAAGUCCUCCUUCUUGCAACUGAGUCUCACUGCUGUUUUCAAAGAAACCUCAUACUAUAUUAUAUACUUAAGAGAACAGUAUAUAUAUAUCUAUAUCUUUAUAUAUUCAUAUAUUAACACAUACACACAAAAUGAAUGUAGUGAACAGAAAUGAAUAUCUCAAACAGAACCGUCUUCUGCAAAAAAGAUGGCACCGUCAGUUUUAUUUUCGACUGUUGUUUUUAUUCCUUUGCUCUUAGUUCCAUUUCACGCUGCCUGCAUCGAAAACGCAGUCGUUUUCAGCGGCGGGCGUGCGACAGUAGCCUUCAGUACUGUAAAUGUCUCAGGAUCGAGCCAGUGGGAUGGGCAACAAUAUUCGUCAGUCGGAAAAUGGCGCAGACUUAACUACCUGUACUUCAUGUAAUUUGUCGACUUGGUCAGCAGAGUCCAAGUGCUAUACCUCAAUCUCAAAAAUAAUGACUCCUUUCUGUGCCUCGUACUUUUAUGUAUACCUUACCUGGGAGCCUGGCGAAGGGAUAGCCGAUACUCUGGGAAAUAUUGAAUCCUCAGCUGUUUCUUUUCUUAUCUGUUCAUUUUUCUUUUCUUUGUCUCGCCUCCCUCUCGCGAAAGGGAGGAGGGAGACGCUUCAAGUGUCUGACUGACCAAUAUUUGCCACCCUACCUCUUUUCAGGUAAUUUUUCGCAACAACAAAACCUUAUAGAAAGUUUAUAAUGAGUACCAGAGAGGGUAAAAAAAAAACCUACAGGGACUAAACAGCUAUUCACAUUUGAAUCACUGGAUGGGGUCGGUAUGGGAAGGCUGCAAACCUCUCGUUUCUUCCUCUAAAAGUCAAAACAUUUUGGGAUCCAGUCGUCUGGUUUCACCCUGGAGGCCACGAGUCAGAUCUGUCCCACCCUGGUCUGAGAAAGCACAUGGUGUUUUUGUUCACUGAGGCUCUUUUUCUUUUAUGGUUUAUUGUAUGUUUGUUUUUUUUGUUGGUGUAACAUACCUCCAGGUUGAAACCUGACAUGGGGAUUUCUUUUUUAUUUCUAUUUUAAUUCUCACACCCGGAGAAAUCAGAGACCCAGAGGGGAGAUUGGGGGACAGGUGGACAAGUUAACCUUCUUUUAUCUGCUGUCUUGUAAAAGAAAAAUAUAUCCAAAAUCUUUUACAUUGCAUUCCAAAAGAAACACCACACAAGAAAAUGUAACUGUAUAUGUUGAAAGCUCUAUACUUAUGAAUGCAUAGGUAUUUGUUUGACUCUUUUUGCAUCUUCAGGUAAACCAAUCAAUUCCUCUUUUGCUUAAAGGUUGGUUUUUUUAUUUGUGUUUUUAUUUUUCUUCCGAGUGAAAGACUGUCAAAAGUGAUAGAAGAAGAAAAAAUGUCAAACAGCAACUACUGUAACCUCACUUAGUAGACGCCACAUGACGUGCCGUUUUGUUUCAGGAUGGUGUGUGAUGUGGCGCUACCGGGAAAAAAGACCUAUAAUGUAUAUGAUUGCCAUGUUCCUCUCUGCAGAGGCCCUUCUGUUUCUGUUUCUGUCACGCUGCAUAUCUGGUUGUCAUUUAAACCUCAGGUCCGACCACCUCAAAGCAGCUGAUUGUACAUUAAACACACACACACACACACACACACACACACACAAAGAAGAAGAAGAAUCAGGAUUUUUAGUACGGCUCGUUUCCAGAUUUUUUGAUGUAAGUGACGGAAGCAGAUUUUGAAUAACUGUUGUUUCUUGUCGUUGUUCGUACUGUUGUUAUUCUGAUGGACUCUUUUCAUUUUCUUAGAUAAAAACAAAAAGACAAUUCUUUAAAAGCUAGAAGCCAGGUUUCUUUAAUACAACGCUGUACUCUCUCUAGCACAUACAGCCAUGGAAGAUCAGAACGCACACAGAGACAUGACGCACCUACAGCAACACACACUCUCCCUCCUCAUCAGGUAGCCGCACUUUGUGUGGGCGGGUUAUAUGUAUAAUUAUGACGCUGGGCGUCUGCCGCUUCUCUUUUAGAAGCAGGUGGGUGUGUUUUGUCCACAAUCUGCAGAACAUCAGCCCCGUUGGCUGAUUUUGAUCUGGCACACUGGGACACUGUCGGCACUGCCUCUGUGAAAAACUCUUUGCUUUUCUUCAUCUCUUUUUAUCAACCUACCUACCAUCCCUUCCUUCAGUUGUUAUAUGUGAGCAGUCUCUGAUGAUGUGAGCAUUGCUGCAGUUAUCCCUUUUUGCCUCUUCUAUCUGGUAUUGCUGUGAGUGACACGUGCCAGGAGUAGAUUUGUAAGGCUGCUAAAAUCCUAACAUUGGACUUAAAUUUUACAGUAACUAACAUUUGAAAACCAUGCUGAAUACUGAAUUUGAAAAAGUUAAAAAUCUACAAUUAUAUGAAACUAACAUUUGCAGCAUUAAAAGUUUAAUUCUAAAACCUUAAGAACCAAAAAGACUCCAGCAUCAAUGCAGCAAUGCAGGAAAAAUCAUCAGUAUCUAAUUCUUUUUGGUUGAAUCUUCAGGAAAAGUUUUGGGACUACGCUUUAAUCCUCGUCUGAGAAACUGCCUUGUGUUCUUCUAGAUUGAUUUUUCCUUUAACUGCAUAUUAAAAAAACCCAGAUCCAUCUAACGUUGAGAGGGGUUUUCUGAGAUAAUAAUCAGCACGUCUCCUGACGGGGACGAUUGCCUUGUGUUCCAUAUAGUAAGCCACGCUGUUGUCGUCCUCGCCCCACAUUUGUCAAGCAGCACUAACAGAUCUGCUAAAACUUGCAUCUCCUUUGUCGUGGAGUGUGAUGCCAAGUGCUGUAAAUGUCAAAGCAUUUGUGACGAUGUGACAGACAGUCGCUCAGUAGCAGACAGGCCCUGAAAGCGGAGCUGAGUAUGAAUCUUAAAGGCCAGACACGCCUCUUGAAUGAUGCUCAUCUGCGGCAAUCAACACAACAGACAACUUCACCCCGUCCGUUAUAAUGUACUAAGAACAAAUGUGGAGAAAGGCAAAUUCUGGAGCCAGAGAGUAGAGUUUUUCACGUUCAAAGGUGAUGGUCGGAGCCUUUAUGUAAUGUUGGAGCGCGGUAACUACACCCUGAACUGUGUUUUUCCUUAAAACCCAGUCAUUUCCACAAAAAAAUAAUUCAAUGCAUUUACAUUUUGAUUAUAGUGCUAUGGGGCUGAACGCUUGUUAUUGCACUCUUCAAUUGCCCACCACAGCCUGGUUCCCCACUUUACCAUUAUCCAGAGCUGUUGAUUUGUAAAUACUCAGCCGCGCUCAUUAAUCUUCUACAUGGACCACACUUGACUCGCACACAAUCUGUAGGUGCCGCCAGGAAUAAGUGAUUAUAUAUUUGUUGUUGUUCAAUCAGUGGAAAUCAAGAGUGCCUUUUGAAGACUCUAAUCACAUUCUUAAAUCUAAUCGUUAAGAGUUGGUUUCUUAAUCACGUAUAAUCUAACCAGCCGAGUGAAAUCACGGUGCGGUCGCUUCGAGAACAACAAUCCCCUGUCAAUGCAAAAAUGUCAAGUGAAAUUCAGGUCAAAUUUACCCGCUUAAAUUCCCCGCUCCCUCCCCCCCCUGUGAUUAUGUUACACUGUGAAAGGCUCGCAGCAGACAUUUUCUCACACUGGCUGUUCUCGCCUCCGACGAGUUUCUGGCGUACGUCUCACCCCUCCGCCUCGGCAGAAAUCCUUACAGAUGGCAGUCAGUCACACUUGGCAGUCUGAGGAGGUGGCUGCAAGUCCAAGGAUAAAAUCUUAAGUGAAGUACAGCAGAAUAAAGGCCGCUGAAGGUCGCCGUCCCCACCCCCACGCUUCGGUUAAACAACAACCUUUUAAUGGAACGACGCUAAAUUUCACGUAGAACACGAACAUCACUCCGGUGCGUUGCGUCUUUGAUUAAAACGUGCCACGGUUGUUCUGAAACUCCACUUCCAGAGAGAUGGGACAAAUUACAAAACCUGAUGUGCAGGCUCAACAGAAACAUUGAGAAGAUAAAUUACACGACUGCUUAAAAGAAGUGUCGUCAAAAUGCUCUGCGAUGGAGUGCAUUUCAUGUGGUGCCCUUGUGUGUUGCCAUGACAAUCUUGCCGCAUUGUUCUCAUGUGGAGGUGUGUCUGGCCCUUUAGAGCCACCUACAUGGACCAUCUGGUGUCUGGUGCUCUGAACUCAAAUCCUGCUCUGCAAACACUGAUGCAUCUCCAGCAUUCACAAUCAAACAUGGAGGUCUUGGGUUGAGUGCGAAAGACUUGAGUAGAACUGAUGCUUUGUUGUUGCAGAUUAAAUGUGCGAGUAUGUGUAGAUGCUGCUUCUCCCUCUUCAGGCUCUUAUCCAUCUUUGUUUCAAAGGAAAUGCUCUUGACAGAAGACAUGUUCCUUCAAUAUACUAGUCCAACACGGACAAAAUAAUCCACUCCUGAGCUCCUUCCCUUUGUUAUACUUCCACCAAGUCUUUUGUCUUUGUCUUCUCCCAUUUGUGAGAGUGUCUUAAGAACUUGCAUUUGUCCUUCUCCCUGCUUGUGUCUAAGUCACUCUCUGUUGUUUCUGCUACCUCAGUCAGUCACGUGGACUUGCCUGUAGAGAUCAGUAGUUGAUUUGAAAUACGAAAGUUUCCCAGUGAAGUACCAUUACAAGCAUUUCACAGGCGUUCUUGAGGGAAGUUGAAUGCCGUGUUAGCUGGAUGAUUUGACUGGCGUUUCUCUGAUUAUUUGCCAACCAUAGUAAUCUCAAUCUUGUUAUUCCUCUCAGAAAGGUGUCAGAUCGUGAUUGUGUUGCCACUCAAAAGCGUAAACAUUCUGGAGAUACAGCAGGAUUCUUCUGCACAGCCAUAAGCCCCCGGGUAGGGCCGGACAUCUCGUUCCAUCUUCCGUGUUGAUUUUAUUGUCACUUUCUUUGAAGAAAAGUCAUAAACCCCUUUCUUUCUCUUCCCUUCACCUUCGCCCUUUAACUAUUUGUCAUCCUCUCAACAUCCUUGGGCAGUGGAGCGUGAGCACCUUGGGGCUGACAGGCCCUCGUUUAUCCCUGGAGAGCUGGGUUGUUCCUGGGCAGCCCCCGUCCUUCACCUCACGUCAGGCCUUUCAUACACCUCGCUGAUAAUAAUAAUAAUCAUCUUUUCCCUCAUUUUGUUUUAUCUUUGCUCUUUUAUCUUUUCACAGAGGCUUUGCCACACUCUCCUCUGAUGAGGAGUUUGCAAAUUUAGUCUUUCUAAAACAGGGCUUAUGGUUCUUUCAGCAACAAGGGGGUCAUUGUCCUCUGCAAUAUUGAGAACUGUUUCUUGGGGGAAAAAAACAACACGUAUUACAUGCAUACAGUACGUUAGGUAGUCGGUUAAUAUUUCAGCUUUGGUGACAUUUUCAUGAACUCUCCCUAGUAGAGAGACUCAAUAUUUUAAAGGUUUGGCCGUUAAUGUUGUAUGAUGUCUCUGAUCUCCUGUUUCAGGGUGACGGGCUGGGGCUCGACUUUUAGUUUCUGUGUUUGAAAAUGAAAAAAACAAGAAGAAAAAAAGGGUUCAUGAGCGGGGUUGUGUUUGCUGAAAUUGCCAGUGCAUUGCUGUGAUCCUCUUGUAGCUUCUUUUUGCAGUCUUUCCAUUUAUAACGUCUUCUACAUCUGAACUUUGGUGUCUUUGACGACCAUGUACCUUCUCUGUUAACUAUCAGUUGUGAAAUCUACACUACAUGCAGAUAACCGCACCAGCCGGUGUAUUUAUAGACGAGCUGAGGAGCAACACUGGCUUAUGAGCACGAUCGAUAGUCAGGUCAGACAGACUGGCUCUCGAUGAGCGGAUAUCAGAGUUCAGUUCUUAUCCAGGAAGUUUGGCAGUACAGAAGAUUAAAUGUCAUGCGGAUGAUUCCACACUGCCAAAACAGAAACUUAUGGAACAUCCUGAACUCACCUGGCAGAGGUUGAUUAAUGAACGCCAGGUCAUCACUUCAAAAGGGGCUUUGAAAGCCUUUUUGUUAUUGUUGACUGAUUCUGUACAUAAUGUUCAGCCAAAUACCUUUUUCAGUGCUUUAUAAAACAGCAAGGAUUGUAAAUAAGAUAAGUGUUAGCGGGGGGGUGGGGGUGGGGGUGGGGGGCUCAUGUGGAGCUAACCGAAUGGUCCACCCUGUUAGUCCUCUGGUGAUCUAACUUACAAGACUUGGACUGUUGCCUUCCCGAAUGUCAAAUAUUGGAAAGCUGCUUGUAAAAAACAAGAAGAUGAGCACUUUGACGGAAUCUGCGUUCGGGAAAGUAGCCCUGAGUGUUUGUUCAUUCUUUCAGUCUUUGAUAAUAUUUUCCAUCUUGGUGUUUCUUGGUGUGCAAAAAUGUAAAGAAGAAAAAAAAACUUACAACGCAGAAUACCUCAGAAAGUAAAUCCAUGUAACCUUGACAACCUCCACAUAAUGUCAUCCUCACUUAUCUCCUGGGCACUUUGAUCUUCUGUCCUUGGUCUUUGUUUCCUCUCUUUGUUCGUUCGCCAUGCAGUGCGUAGUGCCCAGUGGAGGUUCCAUAGCUUUUUGAUACUGUUUUGGUUUCACACCCUCAUUUGUGUUCUGUCUUUCAUUUCUUGCUCUCAAACGUUUCCGUCUUUCAAUGAGCUUUCCUCAUUGAAAGACGGAAAGGAGGUUGUUUUCAAGACAAUUUGAUGCAUUGCAAUUUCCAUACGUCUCGGAAAGAUCCACUGAAUUCUUCUAGAAGAUGGGGUUGCAUCAAAACAAAAGAUCCUUCCGUCUUUUCAUUUUAAAAGUGGGUUUGCAGAAAGAUUGAAGGCCUACACGCUAAACACUUGAAACCACUCAGUCCCUACGCUGUACCUUUUCCAUACCUUUUAUCUACUUAUCUUUAUCAUUGUUAAAAACUGAAUGUAAAAAAAGGCAAACACAACUAACCUCUAACUUAACUAUACAUAUUUAAGAAUAACAAAUACUCUAUAUGUGCACAUAGAUAUACCUAUACAAGCCCAACACAGACACAACCGCAAAUGCAUAUGUAUAUAUAAAUCUCUAAUGUCAUAUACUUUUAUCUUGAAAAAGGAAGAGGAUGAGCCUUUUCCAUUAAUGAUUCAGGGAAACAAUACAGUUCAAUAAAGUCAGUGCAGUAUGUUAGGUAAAAUCACUCCCACUCUGUUGCUUCUAGUGUUCGUUUUCUUACUCGGUUCUUGCUUGUUGUUUCCCCAUGAUGUAGCAUACGGCAUAGGGGCAGGGCGACUUUUUGUUAACAGAAGUAGUGGAACUAGGAUCUAGUGUAGAUGUAGUCUGUUCAAGCCUGAUUCUGUGAAAAGGGUGGUGGGGGUGGGCGGGAGGGUUUUUUUCUAAAGCGGACACUGUAAAGACAGUAUAUUUAUGAAGAUGACUUGGACGCAAGAGUCACAUUGAGGGAGUUGAAGGGUUUGAACUGUCUUCAGGAUGGUUGUAUAUAGAACUGCUUUACCCAUCAACCCUCGCCUGUCUUUUUCACAGGUGAGGUGGAACUGUAUAUUGAAGGCACUGAGGUGGAACGCUUUGUGUUUUUAUGUCUAGAAAAAUAAAGACUGUUUUAAAUGAAGGAAGGGUGACACUGUUCAGGUUCCAUGCAGAACCCAACAGUCUCCCCUCGAGCUUUGCUGGGAGCGACGGGCGGUUUUUGUUAACGUUGACCCUCUCGAUAUUUUUGCAUGCUGGUGUACAUACCCCUAUAUCAGUCCUUUUGUCGGAAGAGGCUGGUUAAUCCAAAAGCGCUUUUUGGAUGUUGUCUGCAGGACAGGUUCUAAUGUUUUGAAUAUGAAAUAUUGCCCCUAAGAAAAAAAUCCCUUUCCUGAAAAGAAGGAGCACCUAAGGUGUUUGUGUGUCACUGCAACAGCUUUCGUAGUGGUUUUUGGCUAAAGCUCUUUUUCAAUCAUUGUUUUCCCUGUGUAAAGUAACUAAAAAAGUGUGUAUGAGUGUGAAUCUGUGUGGCCGUGUACCAUUUUCCUCGGUUUUCUUAACCAUAUUGUAGCCUCAGGGCUAAGACUAAUCUACCUGUGCUCUUACGGUAUCUCGAUGGAACAGUUAAAAUAAUAGCAUUUUAUGAACAUAAUCUGGCUGUCAGUAGAAAAAAGACAUUACCCACACACCCUCAGGGACCCUCAGCAACACUGCUCUCACUCUUAUUCAGGUACUUAAUCUACACCGAGUUUCAGCAGUGAUCAAUCUUAUCUAUGGCUUAUUAUCUUAAGUUGAUUCCUAAGAAGACAAAGAUUACCACCAGAAUCUUAAAACGUUUAGAAGCCGUUCUUCUCAACCUCAAGAGUUUUGCUGUUUCAUUUUCUAGUUAUGCGAUUAUUCAAUUAUAUUUUUCAGCUUUCCAUGUCACUACUUUGAACACUGGAUAUUUUUGUUCUCUGAUGAAUGUCAAUCUUCUCAGUUCAGGACUGUCUUUGUUAGCAGUCUGUUCUCUCGCUGACUUGUGUCCGGUGGCUUUUACUCUGUGCUGAGCAUCGAUGUACACAUUAUAUUGUUUGGCUACAAAGCACCAACGCAACAAUGACUUACACCAAGCAGACCUCUUACAAAAAAUACUUAAAUGCACAAUACAGUGGGGGGCUUUUAAACAGUGUUUUAAAGCCCCCACAAUCCUUCACACACUAUGUCUGUUUAUUUUCAGGUAUCCAUCUAGUGGUUCUCUUCGGCGCUAAUGGAGUUAGACACAAAACAUAGGAAUUUGACAGAUCUGCCUUCAGUUCUUUUUACGCUUCAGGGAAAACUUUGUAAGCCUCUUUUACCGCUAGUGAACGCAUAAAUGUUGGAGCUCAGCUGGAUGUUGUAUGAUCAAAGCUGUAGAGCUAUGAAGGAACACUGUGUCAAACCGGGGCAGAAGGAUCUGCAGUUUUCAGUGAAAUCGUUCUUAUUUGUUCAUUGCCGUUUUGAGACAGCGACUCUUCUCUGCUGUGAUUGGUCUCUAUAUGCUAUAUGUUGCUUAGCGUCUGUGUUGCUGCACACAGCUUGGUCAAUGCCAUGGAUUUCAGAAGUCUCCAGUAGACCUAAGAGUCUGUGUUUUACGCAGAACUAGUCUUGCAAAGUUAUUUAUUGGCCUGGUCGGGAACACAGGAGUAUAUUUGCCUCAGUUUUGUACCUCUUACAACAAUCAAAUUAGUGACGUUUGGUGAGAACUGUGUGAAAUCUAUUAAAAGAUAAGUUGUAUUCCAUGUUGUAAGAACUCUUAAGAUUACUUUUUACAUUCCUGGUGUGGGUUUCGGUAGUUACCUGAUUUUGUUGUGCUAGACAGCUCUGAUUGGUUUGGAAACAGCUUGCAAUAUUUGGGUAGGCACAGGAACCUCCUCCUUUCUUCUGUCUCGAUAUUUGUCCUGCUGAGGUUUCCAACGUUUCAAAUCUCUCCUCGGUUCUUAACGGGUGGCUGGACGCCCCACUGCGGGGCCUGCUGGGCUGUUUCCACUUUCCUGCUGAGAUUUUGUUUUUGGGUUUGACGAUAUACCUCAUUCCUUCAGUCCGGCGGGCCCUAGGGGGCGCUGUGCCAAUGCUCAGGACGCCCAAGCCCCCUCUCACGAUUUGGUCCCACCUGGACUGUACCUCUAACGAACUAAUAUAAACAUGCAUACACACAGGUUCUCCAAAUACCCAAAUGGACCUAAUUUUUUCAAUAUCUACUGUUUACAGUUUGACAAAAACAUGUAUAAUUUAAAAGAUAUUUUUCUCAUGUAGUUUUUAUUUAUGUACAAUAUUUGUUUUGUUUAUGUUCUUAUUUUGUACCUUGUGAAUUGGACUUUUAUUCUUCUAGGCUUAUAUUAUCGAUGUCCGUGUAAAUGAGCACUUAACAAGGAUCACAAUAAUUGGUUUUAGUUUGACUGCACUACUUUAUUUUUCUCUUUCCCUGUUUUCAACGCUAAAUCUGAUAUUCUGAUUGGGCUGAUGAAUAAUUAAUUGUCUCAUAAUGUCUGUGAUUUUUAUUUUGACAAAAAGAAGAAAAUAUUGAUUUGAUUUCCUACUCUUUUUUAAAUUCAUUUUGCAUUGAACGUCAGGCGACGCUGAUUAGAUCUGUCUUUGUGCAUGUGUAAAAUAUUUUACUGGUUAUGUUAUAAUACAUUUGGUAAAAAAGAAAAUUGCCAUUUGUGCCACACAUUUCAGCUGUAAUGUUGUGUAAGGUAGUAUUCACUGGAUGCUAGAACCUUCUUUUCAAAACCACUAUUCUUCUAAUAAAUUUUGUUGUGAAAAUAAA